Nanorana parkeri is the source of this 972-nucleotide messenger RNA. RefSeq names its product protein phosphatase 1 regulatory subunit 12B-like. Gene Ontology annotation, cellular component: A band; cytoplasm; Z disc. The coding region runs from base 264 to 830 and encodes 188 amino acids. Gene Ontology annotation, molecular function: protein kinase binding; enzyme inhibitor activity; phosphatase regulator activity. The record is from RefSeq and is a predicted model, not a curated record. The transcript has 7 exons. NCBI's taxonomy places the organism in Eukaryota, Metazoa, Chordata, Amphibia, Anura, Dicroglossidae.
GAUGGAAGUCUUCCUGUAUCCUGCUAGGUCCCAUAUCUCUGUCCUCCCCGCACUUUGCCAAAGAUUGUAAUUCGACGAAGGCUUUAACCCCCUGGCCACUGUAUAAAAAAAAGGUUUCCUUUGGACAUUUCCGUGGUGCUGUUUGAUAUAGAAAAGCUGGAUUGCAUGACAGAACUUAUAUGGUCGUGUACAGUCACCUAGUGUUCCCAUAGGAGAGACGUGUUUGGAGACGAACUGAGCUACCCAGAUCUCUAGGAGGCAACAUGUCUUCAACAUAUAACCGAUCAUCUAAGGAUUUUACAAGGUCGCGGAUAUCCCAGUCGGACUCUCCACCCUCUUCCCCUUCACCGACAGCAAAGACAUUACGUCAUGAAAGAUUAGCAAGGAUGGAUUCUGGUGGUCUAGGUCUAACCUCAUCAGAAAGUGCCAGUGACCGUGCAGCUGCUCGAGUGAGCGCGUACACGCAGCAACGAGAGAAUCGCUUGGCCUCACUUAAUAGUAAACCUGAUGAAGAAUCACGGAAAGAUUUUAAAAAGCUAUAUGAGGGUGCCUACAAUGAAAAUGAGAAGCUGAAAAGCAACCUCAGAGAAGCCCAGCUGGAGCUUGCAGAUAUUAAAGCCAAGUUGGAAAGAGUUGUGAAGAAACAGGACCAAUCAUCAAGUCACACUGGACUGCUAGAGGCUGAAAAGAAAGAGAAAAGGGUUUUGGAACGCAGGAUGACAGAAAUGGAAGAUGAUAUUAAGGUUCUCACAGACCUAAAGUCUGACAACCAGCGUCUGAAGGAUGAAAAUGGAGCUUUGAUUCGAGUAAUAAGCAAACUUUCCAAAUGACGUAGUGUAAAAGAGAAAUAACUUAAUCCAUAUACUGUAUCCAUUCUGUAAAAUCUAUGAACACUUUGAGGUCUUUGGUGCUAGAGUUGCCACUUCAGAAAUAUCUCUUUAUAUUUUGGAUGCAUAUUUUUGUGUAUAUUUU